GGGACGUAAGAUGCGCCUUCACCCAGCUGUGUCCGGCAUUCCUAACCAGUUUUGUUCCCACAUAGCUAUACAUCUCUCUCUCGGGAAAUUCCAGAAAAUCAAUUUCCGAAAUGCUGCUAAACUUAAUAUAUGGUAUGCUGGAGACCAUAUCCAAUGCAAUCUACACGACCGUGGCCACCGUUUGGAGUGUUGAACAGGCCGUGAUCAACCUGAUGAUGUCCACAUUUCUGUUUGCGCUGAGCGUAGCUUGCCAUCCCCUGAUGGUAAUUCCCAUGGUGAUGGGCGGCUAUUACAUUUUCCGCAACUGCUGGUACCGUCGCGUCAAGAGCCCUAGGCUGGAGCACUCUUUCGAUGGCGAUGGCGGGCUGAAGGCUGGGAUCCGUAACAUGACACGUACUCCUCGCCUUCCCUCCUAUCGCAGCUUAGGGAACCUCUCCAAACUUGAGAACGAUGCAUCCACUGAUAACUGAGCAAAAGGAUGCAGCAAGACAGACACUCACUUGAUUUCCUUGGGUUUAUAAUCUUCAGAAACACUGAUAUGAAAUACAUCUACGAUUGCGCUCUAAGAUUA
Molecule: messenger RNA, 571 nt
Organism: Drosophila biarmipes
Lineage: Eukaryota; Metazoa; Arthropoda; Insecta; Diptera; Drosophilidae
Exons: 2
Coding region: 111-470 (119 amino acids)
Source: RefSeq, a predicted model, not a curated record